AUGGAGACUGAGGAGCCCCAACAUGGAGCCUCUCCUUCCAUCCCUGCUGGUGCGGAAUUCAGCAUUGUCCCUGGAGCUCUCAUGAGGAGCAGCCAGAGCCCUGACUUGGGGCCUGAGGCUCAAGACAGUGAGGACCCAUCCUGCAAGUGGAGAGAAGAACACAGCCUGCUGGCGACACAGCAGAGAGAGUUCAGAGAUGCGUGUGACUCAGAUGAGAGUAUGCCUCCUUUCCCCAAGGAAGGUUUUGCAGCUGUGGACACCAACCAGGAAAGCCUUGUGACUGAGGCCUGUGACACUCCAGAGAUCCAAGAAACAGUGCCCCAGAGCCUGGCAGACAGACAAGCAAGGACAAUAGCCCCCCCAGAGCUCUGGGCCUGCCUUGUACAGGGUGAAUGUCUAGACGUGGUCCCAGGAUCUAGCAAACUGGGCGACACAGUGGAGGUAGAAUUUCGACCAGAGCUCACUUCUUCAACAUUGGGAUCUACACAGGCAGAAGAGAAGGAAGAAACUUCUCAGAACAGAUUUUGGUUUGAGGACUUUGAAAGUGGGACUGCCAGGCAGGGGAAAAGACUGCAGUCUACAGAAGCACAGGAAAGUCAAGAGCAAGAAAGGCUCUUGCAUUCCCAGGAGGCCCCAGGGCUGGAGGAGCAGGUGCAGCAGGAAGUGGAAUUUCAGGGGGAAGGGACUUCAGGGGAAGAUAUUUGUGCUGGCGGGCUUUGUGGGGAGCAGGAACAGAGAGUAGAGCAAGUUAAUGGUGAAGAGGGAGAAAAAGAGCAAAAACACGAACAAGGACAAUAUGAUAUAAAACUUAGGAGGGAAGGAGAAAGAGAGAGGUUCAGUGGAGACUUAGAGCAUCUGAAUGAUGGUGAGUGGGGUCAAGAGGACAUGCAGAGGAAGGUGCUGGGUCAGGAAGGCCCAGGACAGGGGGAACAGAAGAGGAGGGAAUUGAGGGGGCUGGAAGAAAGUGGGGUGGACUCUCCAUACGAGGAGAGUCAAAGCUUGGUGGGGACAUCAGAGGAAGUAACUAGAAAGCAAGACGAUCAAGGUCUAAAGGAGAAAGGGAUGCCAGUGAAGGGACAGGAGGAGGAGGCAGGGUUAAGUGAGCAGGAGCGGGGGUGUUGGGAUGGGGACUGGCUGGGGCGAUUGGGAGGAGGAGAGAGGAGUACGGAAGAGGAGAAAGGGCAUCAUGGGCCUUCUUCGCUGAUUCUGGUAGCCUCUGGGAUCUCUUCUUCCUGUGACCUGUUUCCAGAUGCCUCGUAUACCGUGACUUGGACUCCUGGGAUUCAGACAGAACUCAGAGUUGAAGAACUGUCCCCCAUAGCUCUAACUCCCUCACUGGAGCCCAAAGGAUGUUCCCAUCAGCCCAUUUCUCCACCUGGCUCCUUUUCUACUGGGGAGUCACAUGACAAUGAAAUAGCUCAAGAUGGCUUGCGAGACACAUCAAGACUGAGGAAGGGGACAAUGUUCAGCCAAGGGACUGAGGGGGUCUCUGCCGAUACAAUUGUUACUCCUCUAAGGACAUUGGAUUCAGUUCCUUCCAGUCCUGCUGAAGUCUCCCCCGUCACACCUGCCUCCUCAUCUGUCAACCCCCAAGUUGCCUUUCCCAGGAGGAAAACCUCUCUUGCUGCAUGUCCUCCAGAAACGUCCAGAGCCUCUCUUCCAAUGGACAACCCACCCUGGGUGGCUUCCGAGACACUCCCAGCUUCCUUCCACAGCUUCCCCUCUGCAGAGGCCACCUUGGACCCACAUGCCAGCUCGGUUCACAGCCCCCCAGGCAACUGUGCAGGUGCUGUACAACACCUACGGAGCAAUUCCUUCCCAGGCUCUCACAGGAUGGAGCAGACUGCAGACCUGGUGGGAAUGUCACUUUCCUUCUCCCAUUCAGAGCUGCCCCAGAGACCUCCCAAACCUGCCAUCGAUGGCUCUGUGAUCCCAAGAAGGGACCAGAGGAGCAGGAGGGACUGCAGCAUCAUUUCGGAAUCCCCUACUCUGAAGCAGGACUCUCAAGAAUUUACCUCAGAUACUGAGCAGCCCAGAAGUCCUCACAGCAGCCAACCGUGGGACUCCCCACAUCAUUUGGCCAUUGCCACAGGCUAUCCUGCCUAUGAUUCUUCCCCAGCCCAUGUCUCCAUGGAUGUGAGGAUCCAUGAACCUCUGCCCCCUCCACCCCCAGAGAAGAGGCAUAUCUACCCCUCCACAGUGGAGAGAGAUGGUCAUCUUCAUGCAGCGGUCCCCACACAGAAGAGGCAUAGCCAUUCUCCUCCAUUAGCCCUAAGCUCAGGGCUACACAGCCCCCCUAAAGGUCCACUGCCCCAAGUUCCUGACCCCCUGGUGGCGAGGCAGCACCGACCUCUGCCAUCUACUCCGGACAGCUCCCACCAUACACAGACCCUGUUCUCCCCCAGACUGAGAUACAGCAGGCCAUUACCCCCAACUCCUGAUUUGCCCCAGCCCCAUCAUUCUCCCUUUUCUUCUUCCAGUAUCUCAAGGAUCUACAGGCCUCUACCCCCUGUGCCCUCCAUGGAUCCUUCUACUGAUCCUCCCCCAUUACCCCCAAAGUCCAGGGAGAGGAGCAGGAGCACUCAGGGAGGACUCACAUAUUCAGGGGGUCAAACCAAACCAAGACCUGUUUGUCAAGACUGGACAGCCCCCAUGGCCCCCUCUGCUGGACGUACCUCCUGGCCCCCGGCCACAGGCAGAGCAACCGAGUCUUUGGCUUCUACCAGUAGGAGCAAGAGUGAAGCAUCUCCCGGCAUGGCUUUCAGUAAUAUGACAAACCUUCUAAGUCCCUCUCCCCCUACCACUCCAUGGACUCUAGAGCUCCAGGGACCUACCCCUAAGGAUAAAUCAGCACUGUCAGAAGAGUCUGAGGUCCCUGCAAGAGAAUUUUUGAGAAGAAAAGCCCCUCAGGAAGGAUCCAGUGGCCCAAGAAGAUCAGCUCUAGGCCUAACAAGACAGCCAGAAAAACCCAGCCACCCACACCUGGAGAAGGCGUCCAGUUGGCCCCAUAGGCGAGACCCAGGGAGAUUGCCGGCAGUCGGUGGUGGACAGGCUGUGGUCUCUGGCGAGGUACCCAGCAAGCACAAGGGUUGGAACCGGCAAGGCCUGCGCAGACCUUCCAUCUUGCCUGAGGGCUCUUCAGAUUCAAGAGGUCCAGCCAUGGAAAGAUCUCCGAGCACUUCAGACACCAUUGUUUUCCGGGAGAAAAAGUCAAAGGAGGUGACGGGAGGCUUUUCAAGACGCUGUUCCAAGCUCAUCAACUCCUCCCAGCUGCUUUACCAGGAGUACAGCGAUGUCUUCCUCAACAAGGAGAUUCAGAGCCAGCAACGGCUGGAUAACUUGACAGAGGCACCUGGGCCCAUGUCCCCCCAGCAGCCUCGAAAAGCCCUGGUGUCCUCUGAGUCCUACCUGCAUCGCCUCUCCAUGGCCUCCAGUAGCUCUCUCUGGCAGGAGAUCCCGGUGGUACGCAACAGCACUGUGCUGCUCUCCAUGACCCACGAAGACCAAAAACUACAAGAGGCCAAAUUUGAGCUGAUCGUGUCUGAGGCUUCUUAUCUGCGCAGUCUACACAUAGCUGUGGACCAUUUCCAACUUUCAACCCAACUCCGGGCCACCCUUUCCAACCAGGAGCAUCAGUGGCUCUUCUCUCGUUUACAGGAUGUGCGAGAUGUUAGCACCACGUUCCUUUCAGACCUGGAAGAGAACUUUGAGAACAACAUCUUCUCUUUCCAAGUAUGUGAUGUAGUCCUGAACCAUGCCCCAGACUUCCGCCGGGUCUACCUGCCAUAUGUCACCAACCAGACCUAUCAGGAACGCACCUUCCAAAGCCUGCUGAAUAGCAACAGCAGUUUCCGAGAAGUCUUGGACAAGCUGGAGAGCGACCCCAUCUGCCAGCGCCUUUCCCUCAAGUCUUUUCUGAUUCUGCCCUUCCAGCGCAUCACGCGUCUCAAACUGUUGCUCCAGAACAUUCUGAAGAGAACACAGCCUGGCUCCUCAGAGGAAGCAGAGGCUACAAAGGCGCACCACGCCCUGGAGGAGCUGAUCCGAGACUGCAAUAACAACGUCCAGAGAAUGCGACGGACGGAAGAGCUGAUCUACCUGAGCCAGAAGAUUGAGUUUGAGUGCAAGAUAUUCCCACUCAUUUCGCAGUCACGGUGGCUGGUAAAGAGCGGUGAGCUGACAGCCCUGGAGUUGAGUUCCCCGCCCGGGGUCCGAAGGAAGCUGAGCACACGCCCUAUCCACCUGCACCUCUUCAAUGACUGUCUGCUGCUGUCUCGACCCCGAGAGGGUAGCCGAUUCCUGGUAUUUGAUCACGCUCCCUUCUCUUCCAUCCGGGGGGAAAAGUGCGAAAUGAAGCUGCACGGACCACACAAAAACCUCUUCCGACUCUUCCUGCAGCACAACACACGGGGCACCCAGAGCGAGUUCCUCUUCCGCACGGAGACUCAAAGUGAAAAGCUUCGAUGGAUCUCAGCCUUGACCAUGCCAAGAGAGGAGUUGGACCUUCUAGAGUGUUAUGACUCUCCACAAGUACAGUGCCUUCGAGCCUACAAACCCCGAGAGAAUGACGAGCUGGCACUAGAAAAGGCCGAUGUGGUGAUGGUGAUUCAGCAAAGCAGUGAUGGCUGGCUGGAGGGUGUGAGGCUCUCUGAUGGAGAACAAGGCUGGUUUCCUGUACAGCAAGUGAAGUUCAUUUCCAACCCAGAGGCCCGUGCACGGAACCUGAAGGAAGCCCAUCGAGUCAAGACUGCCAAACUACAGCUGGUGGAACAGCAUGCCUAGCUUUUCUCUGAGUAGUUUUCUGAGCUUAAGAACAAGCUGUUCUUGGAAAGGGCUUGCCCCAGAACCCUGCUAGAAGUCUUGUGUAGACCAAGAAUAAGGCCUUCUGAAUGCCCAGGGACAAAAUCCAGCUAACCCAGUCACUUGUCCCAGGCCUCCUUUUGUGCUUUGUGCUUGGUGGGGGGAUUUUGAGGGACUUCGCACUGGACUCUGGGAACCUUUUUUCAUGGGAAAAAGGACCUGCUGGGGCCUGCACCAAGGAGCUUUCCUUCUACUAACUACCAUAUGGUACUCAAACAUUCUCUGCUUCCAGAGUGCAGAUUCAGAGCUGGCCGAAGUUUCCGUCGUGGCCAUAUGAUAAAAGGAAUCUGACCUCAGUCCACUGGAGGGGGAUGUUUAAGAGGGACUAACGUACCAGAUGGGAGGGUCAACAUGGUGACCUUUAAGGUAUCUGUUAGUCCUUGAAAUUCUCCUUAAUUAUUGGUGUGAGGUUGGUGCAUGCGUCUCUGAGAUCUUUGUCUGUUGGUGGCAAUGUGAGGGUAAUACUCUCUCACUCUAAUAAACGUGGCACUUCUACAA
This is a messenger RNA of Carlito syrichta (Philippine tarsier), 5358 nucleotides long. RefSeq names its product Rho guanine nucleotide exchange factor 5 (gene ARHGEF5). Gene Ontology annotation, molecular function: protein binding; guanyl-nucleotide exchange factor activity. The transcript is spliced from 14 exons. Gene Ontology annotation, biological process: activation of GTPase activity; intracellular signal transduction. The record is from RefSeq and is a predicted model, not a curated record. Gene Ontology annotation, cellular component: cytoplasm; nucleus. The coding region runs from base 1 to 4782 and encodes 1593 amino acids. Lineage: Eukaryota; Metazoa; Chordata; Mammalia; Primates; Tarsiidae.